Molecule: messenger RNA, 2721 nt
Organism: Manis javanica (Malayan pangolin)
Lineage: Eukaryota; Metazoa; Chordata; Mammalia; Pholidota; Manidae
Gene: CTNNA2
Product: catenin alpha 2
Biological process (GO): cell migration; cell-cell adhesion
Cellular component (GO): adherens junction; actin cytoskeleton; catenin complex
Molecular function (GO): actin filament binding; beta-catenin binding; structural molecule activity
Source: RefSeq, a predicted model, not a curated record
UGGACGAUCCCUAACAUGAUGAUCCGUCCUCAGACUGGAAGGAAAGAAAAAGGAGAUCCUCUAAACAUUGCAAUUGAUAAGAUGACCAAGAAAACACGAGAUCUAAGGAGACAGCUUCGGAAAGCAGUGAUGGAUCACAUAUCGGAUUCAUUCUUGGAAACCAACGUCCCUUUGCUAGUUCUCAUUGAGGCUGCAAAAAGUGGGAAUGAGAAGGAGGUGAAGGAGUAUGCGCAGGUUUUCCGAGAGCACGCCAACAAGCUGGUGGAGGUUGCCAAUUUGGCCUGUUCCAUCUCCAACAAUGAGGAAGGGGUGAAAUUAGUCCGAAUGGCCGCCACCCAGAUUGACAGUCUGUGUCCCCAGGUCAUCAAUGCUGCUCUAACACUAGCUGCUCGACCACAAAGCAAGGUUGCUCAGGACAACAUGGAUGUCUUCAAAGACCAGUGGGAGAAGCAGGUCCGAGUGCUGACAGAGGCCGUGGAUGACAUCACUUCUGUGGAUGACUUCCUUUCUGUCUCAGAAAAUCACAUCUUGGAGGAUGUGAACAAGUGUGUGAUAGCCCUCCAAGAGGGAGAUGUGGACACUCUGGACCGGACUGCAGGUGCCAUCCGGGGCCGGGCAGCUCGAGUAAUACACAUCAUCAAUGCUGAGAUGGAGAACUAUGAAGCUGGUGUUUACACUGAGAAGGUGCUGGAAGCUACAAAAUUGCUCUCUGAGACAGUGAUGCCACGCUUUGCUGAACAAGUAGAGGUUGCCAUCGAAGCCCUGAGUGCCAACGUCCCUCAACCAUUUGAGGAGAAUGAGUUCAUCGACGCCUCUCGCCUGGUGUAUGACGGUGUGCGGGACAUCAGAAAGGCUGUGCUGAUGAUCAGGACCCCAGAAGAACUAGAGGAUGAUUCUGACUUUGAGCAGGAAGAUUAUGACGUGCGCAGCCGUACCAGUGUUCAGACUGAGGACGACCAGCUCAUUGCAGGGCAGAGUGCACGCGCCAUCAUGGCACAGCUACCGCAGGAGGAAAAAGCAAAAAUAGCUGAGCAGGUGGAGAUAUUCCACCAAGAGAAAAGCAAGCUGGAUGCUGAAGUGGCCAAAUGGGACGACAGCGGCAAUGACAUCAUCGUGCUGGCCAAGCAGAUGUGCAUGAUCAUGAUGGAGAUGACGGACUUCACAAGAGGCAAAGGCCCAUUGAAAAAUACAUCUGAUGUCAUUAAUGCUGCCAAGAAAAUUGCUGAAGCAGGUUCUCGAAUGGACAAAUUAGCCCGCGCUGUGGCUGAUCAGUGUCCUGAUUCAGCAUGUAAGCAGGAUUUAUUAGCCUACCUUCAACGAAUUGCCUUGUAUUGCCAUCAGCUUAAUAUCUGCAGCAAGGUGAAGGCAGAAGUACAGAAUCUGGGAGGAGAGCUCAUUGUGUCAGGGACAGGAGUUCAGAGCACUUUCACUACCUUUUAUGAGGUAGAUUGUGAUGUCAUAGAUGGGGGCAGGGCUAGUCCACUUUCUACCCACCUCCCGACCUGUGCUGAGGGAGCUCCGAUCGGGAGUGGAAGCGGUGAUUCCUCCAUGCUGGACAGCGCCACCUCACUUAUUCAGGCAGCUAAAAACCUAAUGAAUGCUGUUGUCCUUACGGUGAAAGCAUCCUAUGUGGCCUCAACCAAAUACCAGAAGGUCUAUGGGACAGCAGCUGUCAACUCCCCUGUUGUAUCUUGGAAGAUGAAGGCUCCAGAGAAGAAGCCCCUUGUGAAGAGAGAAAAGCCUGAAGAAUUCCAGACGCGCGUUAGACGAGGUUCUCAGAAGAAACACAUUUCGCCUGUACAGGCUUUAAGUGAAUUCAAAGCAAUGGAUUCCUUCUAGGAUGAUAGGCUUUAACAAGAAAGCUUUUUCUUUCUUUUUUUCCUUUCCUUUUCUUUUUAAUUCCAGUUUUGUAUGCAUACCUGCCAACUCAUAUGCCUCUGGCAUGGGGAAAUUAAGGGAGCAGUGUCUGUUUGCAUGUAAGAUGAGGUGCAAUCAACACUACUGAUCCAUCAGUAGCCCAGGGAGAAGACAGGGAAUUCCUGUCCUGAGGUCGCACAGAGCUGUCCUUUGCAACAUUCUCACAAAAUUGGACAAAGGGUUCACAUCACAAUGUUUAUGGGAGUGGGAGGGUUGGGGAAAAUAACUCUACAAAAGCAAACUCUAAUGCAUGCAAGAAUCACUAAGUUGGCAGGUAUAUCAAUAAGUGAAAAAUCUGGAAGUGUAAUGGUAGAACAUAAAGCUUGUAUUGCUUCUGUUUCAGUGCAAAAAUGUACUAGCCAAUACGCUUAAGUGUGUGGCCCACAAAUUGAACAAUUUAACUUUGAAGUCUUAUCAAUAAUAUUAUGUGGAUUUUUUUACUAAGCGGAAACUAACUCAUCCAGCCAAAAUGCUUCUUUUAAUCUGUAUUCUGUUCUUUUUCUUCUGGUAGUGCCAUUACUAGUGCUCAUGCUAUCAAUUUUUCCCCCUUUACUGAAAACAGCAAACAUUUAUUUAAGACAGUUAUCUUCUGUGGGGCACUGGAAGCACAAUAUGGUGAUCAAGCCUGCCUUUUUUUUCAACUAUGAGUUUGCUAGAAAUAGGUGGUCCAUUGGUGAAAUGUUAGAGGAAUGGAAGCUGACAAUGUGUGAAGGUUUAGAGGCAAAUACAUAGGUGUAGCUUGGAGUGCUGAUAUCUAAUAUGCCAUUGUAUCCACUAACUCAAAAUAAACACAUUUAAUCUUGA